AUGCUCUCCAAACAUUACUUCCUACGCUUGGCACUCUUUGUCGCGUCUUUGGCGCCCAAAGGGGUUCAAUGCGCGACAGAAGAUUUGGCAAUCUAUACAGACAAUGCACUUGUUCAGGGAUGGGAAAAUUGGAGCUGGAGUAGCGACAUUAACUUCGCUGCCACUGAUUUAUUUUCUGGUUCCAGUGGAAGUUCAAUAUCUGUAAACUCUAGCCAGUACGCUGCGCUUUCGGUAAAGCUGGAAGGUACAUUCCCCGACUACGCUGGGCUUCGCUUCGACAUUGCUGGUGUACAACCGGACUUGACAAUAGUUGUUCAAUCCACCACUGAUAACAGCCAGUCUCCAAAUAUUGCCUUGUCUAGCAUCAGCAAGACUAUUGUUGAUGGACAAUUCUCCUCCCUUCUAAUUGAUUUCAACAACCUGCCUGGAAGCGGUGCUCAAUUGGGAGCUGGAACCUGGGAUCGUCUUACAUUUCAAGCAGGGGGCAAUGGUGCUUUUUACCACAUCGACAAUAUCGUUCUUGUCAGCGAAAUAACUAUUACCCCACAAUUUCUAAGUGCAGAGCCAAUUACCAACAAUGUUGUGGCUGUUACUACGGUCGGAGCUGUUGACUUGACCGACAUUAACAUCUCUCAAAACGGAGAGAAACUCAAAGUCGUGAAUCAGACCACUUAUAACCCAGUUGACACGCCUUCCAAGACUAUAACCUACUUGAAGCUGGACUCCGCGUUCCAACCAGGAAAUUUGACCGUCACAGCAGGAAAUUCCACAUUUUCAUACGUGUUGCCCGCUGUGCAAUAUGCUAGCAUUGUACAAGAUGUUAAUUUCCCUAUUAACCCACAUAUCUACGGCGUCAAUUUCCCAACUUCUGCCAGCUACAUUCAACACUUAGGUGUCACAAUUUCACGUUGGGGAGGUAACGCAGUGACCGCCUACAAUCCUUUUGGUGGAUUCACCAACGCGGGAAAUGACUGGUACUUCGAAAACAGAGUCAUUGAUAAUGGCCAAGCUGACGAUUGGAUGGGAUGGGUCCAUGGAGCUGGAUCACAGACUUUGUUGACUGUCCCUGCGCAACCUCGACUGGGUGUCCAAGGACGCCACAUCCCAUCUGCUUUAGAUCAGCAGAGCUUUGACCCAUACAACAGUGAUGCCGGAAAUGGCUUACUCCCAAAUGGCUCCUAUGUUACCCCUGUUCCUAGUCAGGCGAAUGUUUAUGUACCAUGGAAUAGCACAGCGGCUAAGCAAUGGCUCUCCGGUUUGACUAACAAACCACUCAUGGUAGCAAUCGAUAACGAAAUAGAAAUUGCCAGCAAUACUCAUCAAGACAUGCAUCCUGUUCCGAUGAGCUAUGAUGAAGAGUUAGCCAGAGUCAUUGAAUUCGGAACAGCCGCCAAGGAAGCCCUUCCUGACGUUCUUGUUGUAGCUCCUUCCACAUGCUCGUGGUGGUACUAUUGGACUAGCGAAGUCGGCUAUACCGACAAUGCAGCACACUACAACAUUGAUUUUUUGCCGUGGUUCCUUAUGCAGAUGAAACAGCAUGAAAGUACAACGGGCUCAAGGCUUUUGGAUUACUUGGAUAUCCAUUAUUACUUCCAGGCUGACACCAGCGCAAACGAUGCUGCUGCUAAGGCACUAAGACUGAGGGCUACUAGAAGUCUCUGGGAUACAUCAUACGUUGAUGAAUCAUGGGUUGGAUCAAACCCCCAAAAUCAUCAAUGGAACCCAACCUCCAUUAAUCUGGUCCCAAGAUUUAAAACUCUUAUUGCACAAAACUACCCAGGAACAAAAUUCUCUGUCAGUGAAUGGAGUUCCACGGCUGAUACAGACAUUACUGGUGGACUUGUUACUGUUGACGUUCUCGGUAUCUGGGGCAAAUACCAGGUUGAUUCAUCCACCUACUGGUCUACUCCGGACGAGCUUGGUCCCGUUGGAUUGGCGUAUUGGUUAUACCGAGGAUACGGAACAUACUUUGGAAGCUCUAGCGCUCAGGUGAAUUUGGCCACUCCUAACCCAGACACACAGGGGGUAUAUGCUGCAACGGAAGGGGGCAAGCUGACACUUGUUAUUGUCAACAAAAAUCCUGACACUCCAAUUGCCUUUGAUAUUGCAAAUGUUCCUGUUGGAGAAUACUUCAUCCGCCAUUUCGGUGGUGAAGCCGGUGUGGCCAAGUGGCAGACAACGAUCACGUUGGAAGCGACUAACUAUAUUGUCGUUCCCGCUUAUACUGCCAUUUUCUUUCAGCAACAAUAA
Psilocybe cubensis is the source of this 2250-nucleotide messenger RNA. RefSeq lists its product as uncharacterized. The record is from RefSeq and is a predicted model, not a curated record. The transcript is spliced from 14 exons. Lineage: Eukaryota; Fungi; Basidiomycota; Agaricomycetes; Agaricales; Agrocybaceae. Bases 1 to 2250 code for a protein of 749 amino acids.